AAAUUGAAGGACGACCUCAUCACCAAAACUCUCCUGGUAUAUGUUGAUGAUCCUCACAAGGUCUUGAGUGAUGUCAAUAAACCACUGCAGGAUCGGGUUAUGGCGAAAAUGUUCACCCACAAAUCUAUGGCUGCUUCGAUUUCGAAAUUCAGAGAAAAAUAUCCAAACUGGCUGGAAGAAGUGACGGCUCUGUUGAAAACUAUGAAAAUGAAGAAACCGAUGAUGAAAAAGGAAAAGGAGGCUGAAAAGAAUACAGCGGUUGGUGAAAAAAGUGAAAAUAACAAUGGAAAAGUUGUGAGAAGUAAGGACAGUGUUAAUAAACUCGAGAAAAGUGUUAGAACUUCCGUUAGUUCCACCUCGGGUAGUUGGACAGUUUCAGGUAGUGUUCAAGUUAUAUCUAAAUUAGAAAAUGAUGACGUCACCAAAAGUGAGAAAGUUUCUAAAAAAAUGGGUGGAAAAUCAACGAAAGUUACACCUAAUAGAGGUGAGGUUACAAAAGAUAGAAUAAAAACUAGUGAUAAUGAAAAGUUUGGUGAAGAGAAUGGAGAAGGGUUGCUGUUUCAUUCGAGUGGGAUGGAUUUAGGGGGCCAAGAAAAUUGGUUUGAAAAGGAGAGAAAAGUUAAUAAAAGACAAUGUGAAGAGGGAGAGAAGUUGAUGAGUGGAGGGAAGAAAAAGAAGAAGAGGAAGAUUGAAAAGGUGGAAGGAGAGGAUAGUGAAGGAAAUUUGGAGGAUAUCUUCAAAAUUGAGGAGAAGGAGACUGGUAGAAGAAUUGACAAUGGUGAGGUUGAUGGAGGUAUCCUAGAGGAUAGGUUUAAGAAGGGUAAGAAAUUUGAAGAUAUAGAUGUAAGUUUGAAGGGUAGGUUUGAGAAACCUGAGGUGGAUGACAGAGAAAAUGGAUUAGAUGAAGAUCUGGAGGAGAGAUUUUGGAAGGAGAAAGAAAACUGAGAAGAAAGUGAUGGAUAAAAAGAAAGAGGAAAUUAAAGUUGUCGAUCCUUUUUUCAUGACCAACGACAACAGUGAAUAUUUGACGGUGGUUUCAAGUAAAGAGCAGGCUGACGCUCUUCAGAAUCCCUCAAAAAACGUCAAACCAUUACAAAAAUGAUGAAGAACUCUAUUACGGUAGUAGCUUGACGGGGGGUUUCAAGCAGGUGAGUCAUCAUGAGCGGAGACAAGCGAGUUUUACCAAUCUAGGUGGUCGGGGUUCGGGAUGGUUUCGCGAUAGGAAACAAAACGGGGGUUUCAGGGAUUCCGGGAAAGGAGGGGGUAGAAACGAGGGUGGUUUUGGGAAGAAUCGGGAAGGAUUCGGGAUGUCCUCCUCCUCCACCUCCUCCCUUCCGCGGCGAGAGAGAAGGAAACUGAUGAACGAAGGUGGAAAAGAGACGAAGGCAGUGGGAGAGGAAAAACUGCACCCAUCGUGGGAAGCAAAACGGAGACAGAGUUGUCCGGCGAUUCCAACUUUUAGCGGGAAGAAAAUUAAGUUUGAUGAUUGAGAAAAUGUAUUUUUAUUGUAAAUAAAAUGUUAUUUAUGAAUCA
Messenger RNA from Nilaparvata lugens (brown planthopper), 1533 nucleotides. RefSeq names its product serum response factor-binding protein 1-like. Gene Ontology annotation, biological process: maturation of SSU-rRNA. Lineage: Eukaryota; Metazoa; Arthropoda; Insecta; Hemiptera; Delphacidae. Gene Ontology annotation, cellular component: 90S preribosome; nucleus. The record is from RefSeq and is a predicted model, not a curated record.